Molecule: messenger RNA, 2608 nt
Organism: Spodoptera litura
Lineage: Eukaryota; Metazoa; Arthropoda; Insecta; Lepidoptera; Noctuidae
Gene: ace1
Product: acetylcholinesterase type 1
Biological process (GO): choline metabolic process; acetylcholine catabolic process
Cellular component (GO): plasma membrane
Molecular function (GO): acetylcholinesterase activity
Source: RefSeq, a predicted model, not a curated record
CAGCAGCCGCACGCGACCGCGAGUGCAUCAGUGCCCGUACACUACAAACACUGACACUCCGACCUUCAAUCCGUGGGAACGAGACAUCUAUAUCAGGUGGUGACGAAUAGGAUGUGAAGUGGUGUUCCCUGCUGCACACGCGCCGCUAGCAGCGGGCAUGGCGACCCGGAGAUAGUGCCAGGUGGUGUCAGUGGGAGCGGGAGGAGCGGCGGCAUGCGCGUGGUGUUGGCAGCGCUGACGGCGCUGGCGGCGCGCGCGCUCGCCGGGCCUCACGAGCACCGCGCGCGCCACCACGCGCCCGAGCACCCUCCACACUUCCCCGCGCCGGCGCCGCCACAGCCCUACCGCGGACACGGCGAGGCCGUCCGAUACAACCCCGAACUAGACACUAUACUACCCCGACUUGAAGAUCACGAGACUUCCUCCAAACGAGCAAAGUUUGAAGAUGCAGAAACCUCUUCUAAGAGAGCCAAAUACGAUGAAAGAUUCUACUCGAAUCAUGAACGAGCUGAUGAAGAGCCUAUGGCUGAUGAGCCACAGCUCGGGCCAGAGGACGACGAUCCACUCGUCGUUCGUACGAGAAAGGGAAGAGUAAGAGGCAUCACAUUAACUGCUGCAACUGGGAAAAAAGUCGACGCAUGGUUCGGCAUCCCAUACGCUCAAAAGCCUGUAGGUGACUUGAGAUUCAGGCACCCUAGACCGGCAGAGAGCUGGGGAGAUGAAAUAUUGAAUACUACGACACUGCCACAUUCAUGCGUUCAAAUUAUAGAUACUGUGUUUGGUGAUUUUCCAGGAGCGAUGAUGUGGAAUCCCAACACAGACAUGCAGGAAGACUGUCUCUUUAUUAAUAUAGUCACACCCAGGCCACGACCCAAGAACGCUGCUGUCAUGCUGUGGGUCUUCGGCGGUGGGUUUUACUCAGGAACUGCUACUCUAGAUGUUUACGACGCAAAAAUACUCGUAUCAGAAGAGAAAGUAGUCUAUGUUUCAAUGCAAUAUAGAGUUGCGUCCCUAGGUUUUCUAUUCUUUGAUACUCCUGAUGUACCGGGUAAUGCUGGUCUUUUUGAUCAGCUCAUGGCUUUACAAUGGGUGAAAGACAACAUAGCUUACUUCGGAGGAAACCCGCACAAUAUAACAUUAUUUGGUGAGUCGGCGGGGGCUGUGUCGGUUUCAUUGCAUUUGUUGUCGCCUUUAUCGAGAAAUUUGUUCUCUCAGGCGAUAAUGCAGUCAGGAGCAGCUACUGCACCGUGGGCCAUUAUAUCAAGAGAAGAAAGCAUUUUGAGAGGAAUCCGAUUAGCAGAAGCUGUCCACUGUCCACAUUCCAGAACGGAUAUGGGCCCUAUGAUUGAGUGUCUCAGAAAGAAGAGUCCAGAUGAACUAGUCAAUAAUGAAUGGGGAACUCUUGGUAUUUGUGAAUUUCCCUUUGUGCCCAUCAUAGAUGGUUCUUUCUUAGAUGAGUUACCUGCUCGAUCAUUAGCUCAUCAGAACUUUAAGAAGACCAACCUUUUGAUGGGAUCCAAUACGGAGGAAGGUUACUACUUUAUACUUUAUUAUCUUACUGAACUAUUCCCCAAGGAAGAGAAUGUAGGGAUAAGUAGGGAGCAGUACUUGCAAGCAGUCAGAGAGUUGAAUCCGUACGUGAAUGACGUUGGUAGACAGGCUAUUGUGUUCGAGUACACGGACUGGUUGAACCCAGACGAUCCAAUAAGGAACCGAAAUGCUUUGGAUAAGAUGGUGGGAGAUUAUCACUUUACUUGUGGAGUGAAUGAAAUGGCGCAUCGUUACGCAGAAACUGGAAACAACGUCUUUACAUAUUACUACAAGCAUCGCAGCAAGAACAACCCCUGGCCAUCAUGGACAGGAGUGAUGCAUGCUGAUGAAAUCAAUUAUGUAUUCGGGGAGCCAUUGAAUCCAGGAAAGAACUAUUCGCCGGAGGAGGUGGAAUUCAGCAAGCGCCUAAUGAGAUAUUGGGCUAACUUCGCGAGAACCGGCAACCCAUCGAUAAACCCGAAUGGAGAAUCGACGAAGAUCUACUGGCCAGUCCACUCGGCUACCGGCAGAGAGUACUUGUCGCUGGCAGUCAACUCCAGUACAGUAGGCCACGGGCUGAGAGUCAAGGAGUGUGCGUUCUGGCAGAAGUAUCUGCCACAAUUGAUGUCUGCUACCAAUAAGCCAGAACCUCCAAAGAACUGUACGAGCAGUGCGGCACCAAUCAAAGUGCCGUAUGAAAUCAUUGGAGUGGGUGUAGUCAUCGCCACUGGUUUGGCCAAGACCACUAUGUUCAAGUAUAUCGUGUAACUGUAUCCUGUGGUCUUCGAGUAUCUUAGAUUUAUUUGCUUCGUCUACUGUUUCUUCAUUCAUAAGAUUCAGAUUGUUAGAAAUAUCGUCAAAGUUUAUGAAAGUACCAUACGUUAGGGACAUUAUUUUUGAAUGAAUUAUUAUUAUAUUUUUCAAUCAUGGGAGGCGAAUAAAGGUGUUUAGAAAUGAAAUUGUAAUUGAUUUGAAGUUGGUCAAAAUGUUCAUGUAAUUUCGAUUAUACCUACAUAAUCAUUUGAUUAUACAUAACUAAUCUAACACAUAACACACCAACAACCGAAACCUACAUAAU